Misgurnus anguillicaudatus (oriental weatherfish) is the source of this 1216-nucleotide messenger RNA. NCBI's taxonomy places the organism in Eukaryota, Metazoa, Chordata, Actinopteri, Cypriniformes, Cobitidae. The record is from RefSeq and is a predicted model, not a curated record.
UUAAUGAAGUUAAAUACAGAUAAUCUACAAAUGAAGAGUUUCGUUGCAAAACGAGAUAAAUCAAUUUUUUUACAUUUUUGUCAAAACAUGUUUAUUAUUAUGUUAUCAUGUUAUUAUUUUGUUUUAUGGUGCUACUUAGCUGUAUUUUUUAAGUUAUGAAGGUUUAAAUCCAAACAAACCAGCUGCAGUUGAAUUGAAAUUAAUUGGAAUGCACAACCAAAAAACGAGAUUUCUGAACAAUUAAAAAAGCGAUGGUUAUCUCAUUUUGCAACGAAACUCUUCAAAUAUUAUUAAUGUUACGGUUACGGUUACUUCUUCAGGGUCCCUAACAUUGGAUAACUUUAAUGUAACCUGUGAUAAACUGAAUAUUUGUGGUGCGAGGCGGACAUGGAUGAGUGUGAGGUGCGAUUACUCAAACAUCAACAUCAAAACUGGGUUCUGGUUCAGUCAGAAACAGAGAACAAACUGGAGAAACAAAGAUGAACCUGAAGAUUUGACUUUAGAUUCAGAUUACUCAGGACGAGUGGCUCAGAGGAUCACUAACAACCAAUCAGAUUUCACAAUAAUAGAUCUGAUAGAGAGAGACAGUGGAGAAUAUCAGCUCAUGAUCAUUAUGAAGGAUGGAGUUAAACAUCUCAGCUCAGUCACAGUCAAUCUAACAGUUUCAGUUUUACAGGUGAAGAUGAAUCCUGAAUCUACAGGACAGCGAGUAAAACUGAGCUGUGAUUCUUCCUGCCCUUUAACAUCUGAAAAUGGUUACUUUUGGUACAAGAAUGGACAACGUUUAACAUUUGACCAAAGCAUAUUUGUGUCAUUCAUUGGAAACACUGACAGUUAUUUCUGCUCUGUGUCUUUUUCAUCACCCUCUUCAUCUGUGUGUCUUUCUAACAGUAGCUGUUGGGGUGUAACUUACACCUCUAGAAGAGUUUGUGCUUUAGUGGGAUCAACAGUAGAUAUUCACUCUUCAUACUCACAUCCCACUGGAUAUACAGUAGAGAAAACAUACUGGGAUUACCGUCGUUUUGGGGCAUUCAGAGAUCUGCGUGAGGUUUCUCAGUUUUCUGGUCGUGUGGAGUUUGUGGGAAACACACUGAGAAUCAAAGACGUCAACACGAGUGAUUCUGGAGAUUAUCAGUUCAGGAUCAUCACUAACACAUCAGAUGAAGUUUCUGGUUAUCCUGGAGUCCUUCUUACUGUUACAGGUAACUGCACAUAA